GAUACUAAUAUAUGAAAAUGUUGCAAUCUAGCCGUGCCGUUGGCUACCGAUUUGGACCACAUCUUGGAGAAACUGUUCCAGUGCUAAUCAGUUAUUGCACCAAUGCCUCAGAGAAUGAUGAAGAGCUCCGUGAAUACAGCCUCCAGGCACUAGAAAGCUUUCUGUUGAGGUGCCCCCGAGAUAUUUCUUCAUAUUGUGAUCAAAUCCUCAGUCUUACGUUGGAGUAUCUUAGCUAUGACCCGAAUUUUACGGAUACCAUGGAGGAAGAUACUGAUGAGGAAAAUUUUGAGGAAGAGGAAGACGAUGAUAGCGCAAAUGAGUAUACAGAUGAUGAGGAUGCCAGCUGGAAAGUUAGAAGAGCUGCAGCUACAUGCUUGGCAGCAUUAAUUGUUUCUCGCCCAGAAAUGCUCUCAAAGCUUUAUGUAGAGGCUUGUCCUAAGUUGAUUGAUCGGUUUAAGGAAAGGGAAGAAAAUGUUAAAAUGGAUGUAUUUAAUGCCUUCAUUGAGUUACUUAGGCAAACUGGCAAUGUGACAAAAGGGCAGAUAGACAUUGACGAAUCGAGUCCAAGAUGGUUGUUGAAACAAGAAGUAGCAAAAAUUGUCAGAUCUAUUAACAGACAGCUGCGUGAGAAAUCAAUCAAAACAAAGGUUGGUGCUUUUGCUGUCUUGAAAGAACUUGUGGUUGUAUUGCCAGAUUGUCUUGCUGACCACAUUGGAUCACUUAUUCCUGGAAUUGAAAAGGCACUAAGUGACAAGUCAUCUACAUCAAAUUUGAAAACUGAGGCUUUGAUCUUUACAAGAUUAGUGUUGACUUCACAUUCGCCCUCUGUUUUCCAUCCUUACAUAAAGGCUCUUUCCUCCCCUGUUUUAUCCGCUGUUGGCGAGAGAUAUUACAAAGUCACAGCAGAAGCAUUACGAGUUUGUGGGGAGCUUGUUUGUGUUGUCUGCCCAAAUAUUGAGGUGCAUGGUUUCGACUUCAAGCCAUAUGUUCAUCCUAUCUAUGAUGUCAUUAUGUCACGCUUGACAAACCAAGAUCAAGAUCAGGAAGUGAAGGAGUGUGCCAUAUCUUGUAUGGGACUUGUUGUAUCAACAUUCGGCGAUAAUCUUGGACAUCAAUUACCUGCUUGCCUUCCUGUACUUGUCGAUCGGAUGGGAAACGAGAUCACACGCCUUACGGCUGUGAAGGCUUUUGCUGUAAUAGCAGCUUCUCCUCUCUGUAUUGAUCUAUCAUGUGUCUUGGAGCAUGUCAUUUCACAAUGACGAUUUUGU
This is a messenger RNA of Syzygium oleosum, 1268 nucleotides long. RefSeq names its product cullin-associated NEDD8-dissociated protein 1-like. Bases 12 to 1259 code for a protein of 415 amino acids. The record is from RefSeq and is a predicted model, not a curated record. Lineage: Eukaryota; Viridiplantae; Streptophyta; Magnoliopsida; Myrtales; Myrtaceae. Gene Ontology annotation, cellular component: nucleus. The transcript is spliced from 12 exons. Gene Ontology annotation, biological process: SCF complex assembly; protein ubiquitination.